Diorhabda carinulata is the source of this 1552-nucleotide messenger RNA. RefSeq names its product ATP synthase subunit b, mitochondrial-like. Gene Ontology annotation, biological process: proton motive force-driven ATP synthesis. The transcript has 3 exons. The record is from RefSeq and is a predicted model, not a curated record. Bases 323 to 1462 code for a protein of 379 amino acids. Lineage: Eukaryota; Metazoa; Arthropoda; Insecta; Coleoptera; Chrysomelidae. Gene Ontology annotation, molecular function: proton transmembrane transporter activity.
AGUACUUCAAAAGUAGAUGCCAAACAACUAAACUAAUAAAGAGUUAUUAUGUCAAUUUAAUUUCGAUUUCUUUUGCGCUCAAGGACCCUUAAGGUAGAGACCAAAAAAGUAAAACAAAAAGUACCUCUGUCAAAAACAAUCUAUACGCGAGCUAGUAGUGAACAAACAUGGAGAAAAGUAUGUAAUUUUCUCGUAUUUGUUUUCGGUCAGUCUUUUCUAUAUAAGCGAAUAGUGAAAAUGAUUUAUGAAAGUUCUGGAAAGUGCUAGGUGAAGGCCGAAAAAUUGAAGAAAAAGAAGACGAAUUUUUCAGUCAAAUAGAAAAAUGCUGCAAAUUAAAUAUCUACAAUAUUUUCCCGUUAUUUCGAAGAAUAUUCAAACCGUACGCUUAGUAAUCGCAAAAUCGUAUUGUAAGAGUAGAAGCGUGAAAAUUUCUGAUAGUGAAAAACUAAAAAAUCCGCAAAUAGAAUCAAUACUUUUCAAAAGCGAUGAAGAACCUUGCGGACUCACCGAAAGAGAAAAAGAAGCAGCCAUAACUAGUAGAUUAUCAAAAGAAUAUGAUCAAUUAACUUCAAAUAAAAUUUUGUUGAGAUUAACUGAUGGAUUUAAAUUAACCCUCGACGAUGACCAGAAACCGAACAUACCACCGAAUCAACCUUUAGACGAAACUAUUAGUAAAUUGAAAGAUUCCGUUGCCGAUCUUCCCUCUGACGAUCUACCUCCAAAAGAACCUUCUAUUAAAAAAUUAUCUCUCACCAGACAAGAACCAGGACCAGUUAUUUGGGGAUUUGUACCAAAAGAAUGGGUCACAUUCUUUUAUCCUAAAACUGGAGUCUGCGGAUUUUAUACAUUCCUAUUUACCACUGUAACUUAUUUAGUUAGUAAAGAGAUUUACGUCCUUGAACACAAUUAUUACAGUGGACUUUCUGUGGCUGUAAUGGUUUGGGCUGCUGUUCACUACAUAGGACCACCUCUAGCGAAAUGGUUGGACAAGGAAAUUGAUGAUUACGAAAAUGCGUGGAAGAAGAGCAGAGAAGAUAGAAUUCAAGGUCUAAAAGAAGAAUUAGCUCACGAAAAGUACCUCCAAUACCAAGCAGAAGGACAACUGUUAUUAGUUGAAGCGAAAAGGGAAAACGUGGCUUUGCAGUACGAGGACGAAUUUCGUAAAAGGCAAAUGCGUGUUUACGCAGACGUAAAACGUAUUUUGAAUUAUCAAGUAGCCACCGGAGACGUUUUUAGAAAAAUCCAACAAAGAAAUUUGGUGCAAUACGUUGAAGCGGAAGUACGAAAAUCAGUUACGCCCGAAGUGCAAAAUAAACUUAUCGAUGGUUCGAUCGAGAUGCUGGUUGGCGAACUAUCCAAAACGAUAGUUUCUGUGAAGAAAGAAGAAGUUAUGGUACCAGUGAAACCCCCAACAGACGGAAAAUCUGAUGAAGGUGGUAAAGAUGAUAAAAAUAAAAAGUGAAAAUUGUACGCGUAUUAAAAAUUCAGUUAAUUCUAAGUAGAUUUAUAUUUUUCGAAAAAUUUGAGUUUGGAAAUAAAAUAAUUUUGCUUA